UCUUACCCAAGGCUUCCAGCUCUCGCUCAAACAUCCCUGCCACCGAGCGAGCUGCCAUUCACUCCUAUCAACGGUGGAUCACUUCCGCAAUAUCACUAAUAACUGGAUUUGCUUGUGUCGUGACGUGGAAUUCGCCGCUCCUGUUCUCCCCCUGACUGCAAGUUGGCUCGUCCUCAGGUCAAGUUUAGCAGACAGAAGACAGGCUGCUUGUGUUAGAUCUGGGCUAUAUCCUAUGCACUUACAGUAACCAUCUGUAGACUCCCAUCAUGCAAUCCAUGCGCUGGCUGCCCUUGGAAGCCAAUCCCGAUGUAAUAAACCAGUUUCUCAAACAGUUAGGUGUUGGCACAAGCUGGCAGUUUGUAGAUGUCUAUGGCUUGGACCCUGAACUUCUCGGCAUGGUCCCCAGACCUGUCUGUGCUGUUUUACUACUCUUCCCAGUGACAGAAAAGUAUGAAUCAUUCAGGACAGAAGAAGAAGAAAAAAUUAAAUCCCAUGGGCAAGAAUUGGAUUCUUCCAUUUACUUCAUGAAACAAACCAUACGCAACGCCUGUGGAACAAUUGGCCUUAUUCACGCAGUGGCAAACAACAGGGAAAAGCUGAAUUUUGAAUGUGACUCUGCUUUAAAGAAGUUUCUUGAAGAGUCUCUUUCAUUGAAUCCAGAAGAAAGGGCCAGAUUCCUAGAAAAAGAUGAGAGUAUACGUGUUACACAUGAAAGCAGUGCCCAGGAAGGACAGUCUGAGGCACCGAAUAUAGAUGUUAAAGUAGAUUUACACUUUGUUGCAUUUGUUCAUAUAAAAGGACAUCUCUAUGAACUAGAUGGAUGCAAACCCUUCCCUGUAAAUCAUGGACAAACAAAUGAAGAGAAGCUGUUUGAGGAUGCCAUAGAAGUUUGCAAAAAGUUUAUGCUGCGUGACCCAGAUGAGUUACGAUUUACUGUGGUUGCUUUCUCCAAAGCCUAAUUAAUCUUGAGCAACUGGAUUCCUGAAACUGCACUCUGGGACUUCCCCAUGAAAGCCAAGUGUUUAAUUCUUUUUUUUUAUAUAUAUAUACUUACUUCAUAACCAUGUUCACAUUUCAGAGUACUGUACAUUAAUAAAAACAGUUAGUAAGUCUCUGA
Molecule: messenger RNA, 1117 nt
Organism: Xenopus laevis (African clawed frog)
Lineage: Eukaryota; Metazoa; Chordata; Amphibia; Anura; Pipidae
Gene: uchl3.S
Product: ubiquitin C-terminal hydrolase L3 S homeolog
Exons: 10
Coding region: 267-959 (230 amino acids)
Biological process (GO): ubiquitin-dependent protein catabolic process; protein deubiquitination
Cellular component (GO): cytoplasm
Molecular function (GO): cysteine-type deubiquitinase activity; deubiquitinase activity
Source: RefSeq, a predicted model, not a curated record